Molecule: messenger RNA, 5742 nt
Organism: Venustampulla echinocandica
Lineage: Eukaryota; Fungi; Ascomycota; Leotiomycetes; Helotiales; Pleuroascaceae
Exons: 6
Coding region: 1-5742 (1913 amino acids)
Cellular component (GO): membrane
Molecular function (GO): ATP binding; ATP hydrolysis activity; transporter activity
Source: RefSeq, a predicted model, not a curated record
AUGGCGUGGACUCGAGCAUCGCGUUCCGCCAGUCCACGAGGAACACUACUACCAAUGUCGAAUCUGCCAACAAUUCGAGCUCCCAAUUGCAGUUCGGAGCCGCCCUCCCGCCCACGGUCCAGGUCCAGGGAUAGUUCGAUAUCAACACCCAGACAUGGUCGGUCUACCUCGUCUGUUGCAAAGUCAAUCGCAGACGAAUACUCAGCUCUCAGUCCGACAGAAACCGCCCAGCGUCUUCUUACUUCCCUUACAACCGGCCUCUCGCCUGCUGAGGCACUGUCGAGAUUACACGACCAAGGGCCAAACGAACUUCCCCAUGACGAGCCCGAACCGUUGUGGUUGCGGUUUUUGAAGCAAUUCAAGGAGCCGCUGAUCCUUCUUUUGCUCUGUUCUGCUGGAGCGUCAAUUGUUGUCGGGAACAAGGAUGACGCUUUGAGUAUUGCCGUGGCGGUGACAAUUGUGGUUUCUGUAGGAUUCAUACAGGAGUAUCGGUCAGAAAAGUCAAUUGAGGCGUUGAGCCACUUGGUUCCCAAUCAUGCACAUCUAAUCCGCGGGGAGGUGAGGACCUCGAGUCAGCGAACACCAACAUGGCCACCGAGUACAAGCGAACCUCCAGAGUUGGAAGGGUUACUAGAUUCCACGUCCGCCGCUGAUGUAGAAGCAAAAUUGGAGGCCGCGUCUACCAAAGUCAUGGCUGCGCAACUCGUUCCUGGCGACUUGGUUUUAUUUACGACUGGAGACCGGAUACCAGCCGAUAUUCGUGUGACGAAAGCCGCGGACCUCACGAUUGACGAGUCGAAUCUUACUGGAGAAAAUGAACCCGUAAGAAUCACUGCUCAAGCUAGGACAAGAGCACCAUAUCCCUCGAGGUCUACAGCCAAUACUUUAGAACCGCCAGGAUCACCAGUCUACGCUUCUGCUGGCACUGGGACAGUCGGCGUGGAUACUCAGCUUAACAGUAACAAUAAUAUUGCCUUUAUGGGAACGCUGGUCAGAUCUGGACAUGGCCAAGGAAUCGUUUAUGCAACAGGAGGCAACACUCACUUUGGCACAAUUGCCGCAAGUGUUACCGAGACGGAAAGCCCUCGAACCCCCCUUCAACUCUCAAUGGACUCACUGGGAUCGCAACUUAGUCAAGCUUCGUUCGUCAUUAUUGGAAUAAUCUCACUGGUGGGAUGGUUUCAAGGCAAAGGCCUGCUGGAAAUUUUUACAAUAUCCAUCUCCCUGGCAGUAGCAGCCAUUCCGGAAGGUCUUCCUAUCAUUGUUACCGUUACUUUGGCUUUGGGAGUCCACCGUAUGGCUCGCCAUCAUGCCAUUGUACGAAAAAUGCCCAGUGUAGAAACUCUUGGGUCCGUCAAUGUGGUGUGCAGUGAUAAAACAGGAACCUUGACGAUGAAUCAUAUGUCAACGGCAAAAAUGUGGCAUGUGGAUGCUGAUGAGCCAAUUCCCAUCGAUGUAGGAGAUGAAGCCACCGAGGCAAAACCUGAUGCUGUGACUCUCCGCAUCCUUCGCAUUGGUAAUAUCGCCAACAACGCUCGUUUGAGUCGUUUAAACACACACGCCCAAUCGGCGUCGUCAAUCGCGGUCUUGUCCUCGACGGCAGGACGUUCCGCCAGCCAGGGCCUCAGAAGCAGAUGGGUCGGGCAACCCACUGAUGUUGCCAUGCUGGACAUGCUUGAUCGGUUCAAGGAGCACGAUGUGCGGGAGAAUCUCGGCCAUCGUUUAGGUGAAACGCCUUUUAGCUCGGAAAGGAAGUGGAUGGGUGUCACUGUUGGAGAUACCGGAAUGGACGGAAGCUCUCAUGCAAAAGAGGUGGCGUAUAUCAAAGGUGCCAUUGACCGUGUUUUAGCAAGGUGCGACACAUACCUAACUAAAGAUGGUCGCGAGGUGGUGUUGGACUCGACCAGGAAGCAAGCUGUGUUAGAUGCCGCAGAGAAAAUGGCAAUGGAGGGCCUCCGAGUCCUGGGGUUUGCAAGCGGUCCGGUUCCUAGGCAUGCUAAGUCUCUGACACAACCGUUGAGCCGCGGAGGCACUCCUACCAUGGCAACUGCGGAGCCCUUGGUCUCUCAUAACGAAGAUGUGUAUAAAGGCCUUACAUUCGCUGGGCUCGUUGGGAUGAGUGACCCCCCCAGGCCCGGGGUGCAACGAUCUAUCAGACGACUUAUGCGCGGCGGUGUGAAGGUUAUUAUGAUUACUGGUGACGCUGAAACAACGGCUGUUGCUAUUGCCCAAAAGCUUGGGAUGACUAUUGCAGCCCCCCGGGAGCAUACAGCGGGCUCUGUCGCGGUUAAAUCGGUUCUGCGAGGCGAUGAGAUUGAACACAUGUCCGACCAGGAAUUGGAAGCUGCGAUUGCCAACACUUCGAUUUUCGCAAGAACAAGUCCCGAUCAUAAAAUGAAAAUAAUUCGGGCGCUACAGGCCCGUGGGGAUAUUGUUGCAAUGACUGGUGACGGUGUCAACGAUGCGCCAGCUCUGAAGAAGGCAGAUAUCGGUAUAUCGAUGGGCCUCCAAGGCACGGAUGUCGCUAAAGAAGCUGCUGAUAUGAUCUUAACGGAUGAUGAUUUUUCAACCAUUCUUCACGCCAUCGAGGAAGGCAAGGGGAUCUUUAGCAAUAUCCAAAACUUCCUUACAUUUCAACUGAGCACGAGUGCUGCUGCCCUGGCAUUGGUAUUCUUCUGCACGUGUUUGGGGUUCAAGAACCCUCUAAAUGCGAUGCAAAUUCUCUGGAUCAAUAUUAUUAUGGAUGGUCCCCCGGCCCAGUCCUUGGGUGUCGAGCCCGUGGACCCUGACGUGAUGACUAGACCGCCCCGGAAACGCAAUGCCCCCGUGUUGACCUGGCCACUUAUUACUAGAGUUAUGACCUCGGCAUCAAUCAUCAUGAUGGGCACCAUGGCUGUCUAUACACACGAAAUGCUUACGGAUGGAGAGGUGACAAAGCGAGAUACAACCAUGACAUUCACCUGUUUCGUGCUGUUUGAUAUGUUCAACGCUUUGAAUUGCCGUUCCGAAUCGAAAUCCGUGUUAAGAGGAGAGGUUGGAUUGUUUAGCAAUACCCUCUUCAAUUGGGCUGUAUCAUUGAGCCUGGGAGGCCAAAUUUUGGUUAUCUAUUUCCCGUGGCUUCAAGAAGUAUUCCAGACAGAGGCGCUGGGAUUCUUUGAUUUGGUGGGCCUGGUUAUGCUGGCAAGCACUGUAUUUUGGGCGGACGAGGCAAGGAAGUAUUGGAAGUCAAAAGGUAGAAGGAGACUUGGGAGUGGGUAUAGCCAGGUGCAACGCCAAAACUGCUUCCUCCAUGCCGAACCUAAACCAAUGCCUCCCACCGGCCUCCCAAAUGGCGCCGUCACUGUCACUGCCGGUAUUCAUUCUCAACUUGCGGAGUCGAAGUCGCCAGCAGCUCCCCCAAACAUUUCCGGAUCCUCAACCUUAGAAUCUAUCCGCGCCUCGUUGUCAGCCCUUCACACCCACGAUGCCACCAUCACUUUGCGCCUACAAGCCCUUGUAUCCUCCCAAGCAGACCUCUCCCGCGAACUCGGCCGUCUUGACCUUCUACGUGCCCAUCUUGGGACCCAAGUAAUACAUACUCGUGAUAUCAGCAAUGGCAUGCUUGAUUCAGCGUCCUCAACCGCCUCUCAUCUUUCCUCGAAAGUCAAAGCGCUAGAUUUAGAGAAGAAACGUGUUGAGGAGACAUUGGGGGUGGUGGAGCAGGUAGCGGAACUGAAAGCAUGUGUCCAGGGAGUUGUUGGGUCCAUGGGCGCACCCCAAGAUUGGGAAGCGGCUGCCGGGUAUAUUGCGCGAGCGUCGAAGGUGCCCAAACAUGUUAUCGAGGGAAAAUUCGCUGCACGGAUUGUGCCGAGUGUGGAGGUUCCGGAUGAUCCCGCGGUCACUAUUGAGAAUGCGAAGGAGAGUCUCUGUAGCCUAUUCUUGAGGGAAUUUGAGAAGGCGGCGGAGGAAGGGGAUAAUCCGAAGAUUACGAGGUUCUUCAAGUUGUUCCCUCUAAUUGGGAGGGAGGAGACUGGAUUGGAUGUCUACGGACGAUACGUCUGUCAAGGAGUUGCGCAGCGGGCGAGGGGCAACUUGAAGGAAGGCACAAAGGGGAGGGACGGCAAGGAAGGAUUCUUUUAUGCGAACGCUAUCACAAAGCUUUUUGAGCAUAUUGCGCAGAUUGUGGAGCACCAUGGGACCCUGGUGGAGAGGCAUUAUGGCCAAGGGAGGAUGGUGAAGGUGAUUGAGAGGCUCCAGGUUGAGGCAGAUGUUCAGGGUGGCAUUAUAUUGGAUACGUGGGGUGAUGAGCGUAGCGUCGAUCGCAGGUUGACAGACGUUAAGAGCUACCCGUUUUCUUUCUUAGUGCAGAGCUUUCUGCCUACUCAGAAAUCUUCUGGGAUAUCGAGGACAAAUUCUCCAGCUGUUGGAGGCACCAACGGUAGGAUCAGUGAAGAUGAAGGUGUUGACAUGAAAGAGGUCGAUGGUUUACUGAACGAAACAGCUAUGAUGCUAGGCCGGUGGUCAUCGUUUUCACGGUUCUUAGCCGGCAAGUGCAGGGAUCCCAGGGUCAGCUCUGACGAACCCUUGGUCAUGCCAGAAUUACUACUCAAGUCAGCAUUGACUAGGAAAGUAUCAGCGAGGCUCACCGAUCCUUUUAACGUCCUAACUACCUUCUUCUUCCGAAGAUCCGUGGAGAAAGCCUUCCAAUUGGACGAGUCCCCCACUGGAUUAUCUCUCAACCCAUCGAAGCCGGUAGAUGGAAACCCACCUUUUAUCAUUACACCAGUUGACGAUGUAAUGUAUAUCGUGAAUACAGUCCUGCAACGCGCACUCUCCACAUCCCAGCGAGACGUGAUAGCCUCUGUCUUACCUACUAUUGGCCGCGUACUCGGCUCCGACUUCGUUGGAAUGAUCCAGCGGAAAAUGCGAGACGAGUCGUACCCAAAAUCCGCCAUCCAAGGCGGUUUCCCUCCCGAGGAUAAAAUUAUAUCCUUCAUUGUCCUCAUCAACUCCCUCGACGUCGCAAAUGAAUAUAUCAGUCGCAUCGUCACCUCUCGCUUACAACUACCCGAACACAUCAAUAGCUCAACCGCUCCCGACGGGCUUUCUAACCUUUUCCCUUUCGACCACGAUGCGACCUUCGUGGCCCACUCAUUGGAGACCCUAAACAUGACAUUAGCAUCCCAGACGUCAGAGCUGAUUACAGGUGGUCUGCACGUCAUGUUCAACCAAAUUGUCAAGCCGCGGUUGCGCCCCGUCCUAAGCGACACAUUUCGUGACGUCGACUACUCGCUGAGCGAAGACGAUCUUGCUGAAAUCGCAAGACAUACCGACACCGAUCAAGAUAUCGAGCUCAUGGCCGACCUAGUUGCACGGAGAUUUGAGCAUGCAUGGGAUUCAUUGAUGAAACCGAUUCAGAGGAUCAUGACUGCGAAAUGCUUCGAAAUGCUAUUAGACCAAACAGCAAAGCACCUUGCCAGGGUGCUCGAGAAGCGAAUCUGGAGCUAUGCUGGGAAGAUGAACGUUCUUGGCGCAGGUAGAAUGGAGCGAGAUUUCAGUGGUAUUGUUGGGGUUGUCGCGAGGGGUGGAAGAUAUGGUAUUCGAGAUAUCUUUGCGAGCGUUAAUCAGAUAUGUAUGCUAGUCAACAUGGAAGAGGAAGAAUGGGAUGCUCUCCAUGAAGCUGCGGGCGAAGGUGAGGAGGAAAUGGCGUGGGUAUUAAGUGAAGACGAGAGGAUGAGAGCAAGGUCACUUGUUAAGGCAUGA